AUGUUCCUUCUUCUGGCGCUUUUCACUGAACUUGGCUGGCUGUACGCAGGCGGCGAAUUUCAUGAAACUUUUCUGCAGACUACAGUUCCUGAGAAGAUUUCAUCAUUAGACACAAAAAGAGAUUCAGAAAAUAAUGUUGCUUAUAUUAUUACAAUAAAGGGAAAACCUUAUUUUAUCCAUAUCAAAAAGCAAUCAUUUUUAUCUCCAACUUCCGUUGUUUAUUAUUAUGACAAAUAUGACAUUCAACAUCCUAAGUCCUUAUUAGUUGAGAUGGAUUGCAAUUAUAAUGGAUAUGUUGCGGGUUUUCCAAAUUCUCUUGUGACACUCAACAUUUGUUCAGGACUCAGGGGAACAGUGCAGUUCAAAAACAUCUCAUAUGGAAUUGAACCACUGGAAGCUGUAUCAGGAUUUGUGCACAUGAUUUAUGAAGAAAAAAGUGAUAACACUAUUGUCCCUCUGUUAGGAGACAAGGGCACUUCUGCCUGGUUUAAUGAUUUUGCAUAUCAAGUGAGAAAAAGCUCAGAAAGAAGUGAAUUUACCAAGUUAUUCCCUCGGUAUCUUGAAAUGCAUAUUAUUGUGGAUAAAAAUCUGUUUGAUUACAUGGGCUCUGAUAUAAAGGCUGUAACACAGAAGGUUAUUCAGAUAAUUGGUCUUGUUAACACUAUGCUUACCCAGUUAAAGCUGACUGUUGUAAUAUCUUCCAUUGAAAUAUGGUCACAUAAAAAUAAAUUUUCUACUUUGGGGGAUUUUGAUAAUAUAUUAUAUCAGCUUUUAGAAUGGAAUUACAAAGAUCUUAACAUGAAGCAAUAUAACAUUGCAUACUUAUUUGCUUUCAGAGAACACCCUACCUUUAUAGGAAGCACAUAUCCUAGAGAAAUAUGUAAUAAGAAAUAUGCUGUUGGAGUUGCUCUGUACAUAGAUGGUUUAUCCUUGGAGUCAUAUGCUGUUAUAAUUGUGCAGUUGCUUGGCCUUAAUUUGGGAUUAACUUAUGACAAUACUGACAUCUGCUAUUGCUCAGGAGAUGUUUGUACAAUGACACCAAAAGCAGUGUAUUCUAGGGGUAUAAAGGAUUUUAGCACCUGUAGCUUGGAUGACUUUAAAUAUUUUGUUUCACGCAAUGGCCUUUCUUGUCUUCAGAACAACCCUUUUGCUAAGCCAGUUUAUAGAGAAGAACAAAAGGCAGCUUGUGGCAAUGGAGUGUUGGAAACUAAUGAAGAAUGUGAUUGUGGCACUAAACAAAAUUGUACACAUAAAUUAUGCUGUGAUGCUUCGGAAUGUAAACUGAAAGGAAGUGCAAUCUGUGGUUCUGGAAAAUGCUGCACAGAAGAAUGCAAGUUGAAACCAGUUAAUACAGUUUGUAGGCAAUCAGUUGAUGAACAAUGUGAUUUUACUGACUAUUGCAAUGGGUCUCAUCCAUUAUGUGUGCCUGACACUUAUGUACGUGAUGGAGAAACUUGUGAUUCAGGUGAAAGCUUCUGUUAUGGGGGAGUCUGUCGGAGUUUUGAUAAACAAUGUGAAACUUUAAUUGGAAAAGGUAAUUGA
Messenger RNA from Otolemur garnettii (small-eared galago), 1542 nucleotides. RefSeq names its product disintegrin and metalloproteinase domain-containing protein 5-like. The coding region runs from base 1 to 1542 and encodes 513 amino acids. Gene Ontology annotation, molecular function: metalloendopeptidase activity. The record is from RefSeq and is a predicted model, not a curated record. Lineage: Eukaryota; Metazoa; Chordata; Mammalia; Primates; Galagidae. Gene Ontology annotation, cellular component: plasma membrane. The transcript has 14 exons. Gene Ontology annotation, biological process: proteolysis; cell adhesion; binding of sperm to zona pellucida.